UUUAAAUGGCGCGAGGGCCUCGUCGGAUGUUCGCUCGGUAGCGUCACUGAAGCAGCAGCCUGGAUCCGGUCCCUGCGGUUUGAGGAUGGCGCGAAGGCCGCCAGCCGGCGGCCUGAGGACCCAGCCUGCCAGUCGGUGUACCUGUUCACUGACGCCCUCCCGGAGCAAGAGUCGGAGGAAAUCUGCCAACUCCUUGCGGAGAGCGGGUCGCGUCCAGUACACGUUGUAUGCUUUCUGGGAGAUUCGGAUGAUCGUGAAAGAAGCAAAGGAAAAACAAUGGAGAAAGUAGCCAGGCAGUCAGGGGGGUCCUUUCAAGCGAUCAGACUCCCCCCUACGGCUUCUGAAAAGGUAAGCUCCAUGUCCAUCUCGCAUGUCCAGUGUUGUCACACAGCUAAUAAAGAUCCCUGUGGCUCUCUGCUGCCAAGAUGUCCAGUGACAUACUUUCCUGUUAGUGCACAGAACCCAGAUGCCCUUUGUACGGCCUUGAUAUCCUCAGCAAAGAGGAAUUUCAUUGAUUCAACCCCAGAGGCUUCCAGUUUCGUGAGGGGGGCUCGUGUGUUGGCAAGGAGAGAAGCUGACGGCUAUUACUACCUGGGCCACAUUGCCCAAGAGGUGGAGAGCUCCAGGGAACGCUUUUUAAUUGAGUUUGACAAAAGUCACACUCGGAAAGGCAAGGUACAGCUUCGCACGCAGGAAACGCCUCUCUACGACAUUCUCCACUAUGAAGAUGCCAGGCGACAGCCUCUUGCUCCAGGAGACAGGGUCUUGGCACCAUGGGAGGCUAGAGCUGAACGUUUUGGCCCGGGCACUGUGCUAAAGGUUAUGGAGAACAAGGAGGCACGUUUAGCACACAACAGAAGGGGAGUGCUUGUGAAUUUCUGGAAUGGGCAGACUAAGGAGGUGUCUUCUGACCAAGUUCUGCGGAUCCCUCUGCCCUUAAGCGAACGCAUCAUCCUAGAACUGCAGAUGCCUUUAGCAGCCAGGGAGAUGGUGGUAGAUUCAAGCUUGGAUUACCCAUACCUCGUGACACCAGGUUACAGAGCCUCAGGCCGUUACAGACCAGGUCACUCAGAGCUGGACUGCUGGCCAAGGGGCCUGUAUUUGACUCAGCCGUGUGCUAAGUGCAGCUGCAGGUGUACCUCGCUUCCCCCUUGCUGCCUUGCAGCCUGGGAACCCACAGGGCCCACAGUGUGCAGAGUGCAGCAGGAAGAUGCCUUCACCCCAGGAACAAGCUUGACUAAAGAAGAGCUCAGCAAGAACAUAGAAGACCAACUGUCUGAAGUGAGGAUUUUGUCUUCAGAAAGUGUUUCCAGAGAGGAAGACAAAAAGGAAGAUAAGAGACUGAAGAUGGAAAACAUCCCAAAAGAUGCUCAGUCUUGUUUGGAACAGGACAAUGAGGUUAUAGAACCUAAGAAGAGUCCUCAGAGGGACGUGGCUCAUGCUAUGGUCGAUACUGCUGUCAACACAGACAGCUGGUUAAUGGAGACAAGAGUCCAGAAGGAAGAAGCAGACAGCAGACAGCAGGAUGCUGAAGCUGAGGCUGAUGCUAAACAAAAACAUGGUCUUUUUGAGUCCAGAGUGGCAGAAGCUCCAGUCCAGCAUUCCCAAAGGAGCCCUUCCCUGGGAACCAGUGCUUUGGUUCCUUUCAGGCGCCAAAGCUUCUUUGACCGGGUGAAUCAAUCACUAGCGAAAGACAGCCUGACCAUCAAAUCAGCUCUACGUGUACAGAGACCACACAGUACCUCCAAUGUGCAGGCUAGGAGAUCCACAAAUCUUCUAAAUCUUCUAAAAGACAAAAGCAUUACAAAAUCAAUCCUUAAUGGUGCAUCUCAGGAGAGUUGGAACGAGAUGGACUGCAACAGAGCCAAGAUUGAGCACAAAAGGUGGCAAGAGGAACAGAGGCAGCUGAAGAGGGAGCAGCAGCAAGAAGCAGAUGGCAUCCGACGCCAGCUGCGCCGGGACAACCAGAGGGAGCGAUUGCGUCAGAGAACAUUGCAAGGGCUGGAGAAACAGCUGGAGCAGGAAGACAGAGCUUUGCAGCGCAGAGCGCUGCUCCAGGCUGCUGGGGCAGAGAGGAGCAGGAAGGAAUCCUUCUUGCCAGAGGAGGAGAGGAGGAAGGCGAGUCAGAGGCUGCAGUUCUUAAAGACACAGCGUUUGCAGAGAGAGGAGUUGCAGGCAGAACGCAAUGAAAGGAGCGUUGAUCAAGAGAAAGAAAGGCUGGAUUUUCUCAGGAGCAGAAUGCAGUCACGGCAGGAAACGUUGGAACAAGAAUCACGGGAGCAGGACAGGCAACAAGUACAGCAGCAGGCUGCCAAAGGGAGAGUAUUCCAGAGCAGAGACCGUUCAUGCCAGAAGAUGGAAAAAGAAGGCCAGAAACUCUGUGACCUCCAGCGGUACCUCAGAGAACAGAAUCUUUUGAUGCUCCGGGCAUCCCUGCUAGCGUAAGGAAGCUGCAGAGUGGGUAAGCAGGCCCUCGAACAGUUCACAGACCUGAUCUGUAUCUUGUGGCCAUGAGUUGGGGUGCUGGAGCUUGGGUGCAAUUGUGACAAGUGGAAUUAUGAUUCCUGGAGAGGUCUAUAGUCUCCCUUUCAUUGCGGCCAGAGAGCAUUUUCACCACUGUGUCCUUUACCUGCCUUUCUUUCUGGAAUCGCUAUUCUAGUCCACCUCUGCCAAACUGUUCUUCUGUCUUACACACGUGCAGGGGCCCUGCUGACAGACCCACCUCUGCAACCAAGAGCCACCUUGGUAUUUAAUGGGAAACACAGCCGCAGCGCCGAGUGUCUGCCCCAAAGGCAUCCGAAGGGGGCUGGCUCUUUCCAUAGGACUCCCGGGAGUCAGCACCUGUAGUGCCGACCGUUGUAGUCUGAGGCUGGUGAAAGUGUCGCAGGGCAAUCCAGAGUGGGGCAACAGAGCACCUGGGAGUCACAAAAGCAAUUCCAAGCACACAAGAUCUAGGACCUGGCAGAGGGGCAUCGGGUUGUAGCUGCUUUCCAGACGCAAAUGAGAGAGAAAGGGAAUAGUUAAGCACCGGCAAGUCUGUACAGUAGAGUUGGAGGUGAAGAACAAGAAUGAAGGUCAGGAGAAAUGUCCCGGGAACCAGCCCCUUGAGUGAAGCGGUGGAAGCGCAGGCACAGGUUAGCUUGUGCUAAUACAAGCCUGCAAGGAAAUUACGCACAGGCCUGGAAAAGGCUUCUGCUGCCGAAUUCUGGGAACUUUCUGCCCUGCUGUGUUUCUUCCAGAGCAGCGCCAGAAGAGCACAUUUCUUAAAGGUCAAGGACCACAUAAAAUAGGAAGUGUAGUUACGCGAUGCUGUCAUCAUGACUUACCUUGCUGUCUUAAUGCUACAUGAAAUAUGGGGAAGGAGAGCUGGAGACCAGCUGGAUGUUAAAAAAAAAAAAAGAAACCCAAACAACUGCAGCAAUGAAA
Egretta garzetta (little egret) is the source of this 3426-nucleotide messenger RNA. Its product is annotated as trichohyalin-like. The coding region runs from base 277 to 2445 and encodes 722 amino acids. Lineage: Eukaryota; Metazoa; Chordata; Aves; Pelecaniformes; Ardeidae. The transcript has 10 exons. The record is from RefSeq and is a predicted model, not a curated record.